AACUCUUAGAAUUGGAUAAUGUAACGACAACUGUUGCUGCUGCAGCUAGAGUUCUACUACGCGUCAUCAUCAUCAUAUCAGUAUCAAAAAUUAAAGUGAGUAUAAAUAUAAAAACGAUAAACACAUCCUUUCAUUUAACUUCUACUGUACGAAAUUUAAAAAAACAAGCAAACAUACUCUGUGUUUGCUUUUUUUUGACUGACUGGUCUUUGGCUCCAUUACAACUAUCCAGACUGAUUUCUUUUAUUUUCAUUUCUGAGUCACUCGUCUAACCAAUAAUAUUUGCAGAUGGAGACUUUUAAUUAUAUAAUACUUCUAUUUUCUCCAGAGAUUAGCGCCAUCUAUUAACAGUAUUAUGGAUAGAUUAAAACACGAGGGUCACGAACAUAUUGUACAGUUAAUACAGUCUUGAGAGUAGAGACAAACAAAGAAAAAACGCUGCUCGUAUAAUCACGAAUGUACUAUAUAAAUGGAUCCUAAGAUCGUACACAAAUGACGUCCUGAUGAACACAAUGCGUCUUUUUCAACACAAAGAAAACAGAUCUUAGAGGAAGAGAUAGAACAACAUACAAGAAACAGCUUUCAUCGAUUUACCAUUUCUUGAUGCUGCAGCACUAUAAAUAGAAGAAAGAAAGAUAAAAAUUAAAAAUUAGUGCAAAGUCUUAACGGUUUGCGUCUUAUUAAAGCUGUAGUAACAACAGAAAGAUAAAAAGCUUGAAGGUCGUUACAAAAACCCAUGUAGUCUUUUUUUUUAAAUUCAUCCGCAGCGUUAGGCAUUCUUUAUAAGUUGAAAACAAAGACUAAAUACUUACUCAUGCACGACAGAUAUAUCAUCAUUAUUUCCAUCAUUCUCUUCAUUUUCUGAUAUACGACCACGUUUUUUAGCAACAGAAACUCUGGUUUUUGAUUUAAUUAGUCUUGAAGCAACGGCAGGCUGGGAUAAUGAUGACGAUGAAGAAGCAGCAGCAUUGCCAUUUGUUCUAACUCGAAGACCAUCUGGCAUAGGAGUUAAACGUGUUGUUGCUGCUGUUAAUGAACUUUGUUGUGAACCUGUAUUUACUGAAUCUUCACUGCCUGUGCUACGACGAUUAGAAGAUAAGGAAAAAGCAGUUGAAGUUAUUGUUGUUGCGACUACAGUGACUAAUAUAUCUCAAGAAUACGCUGGACAUAAUGAUUCUAGAAUACCUGUUAAUACAUCUCACUCGACCUAUGAAGAAACUGAUAUUGAUUCAAAUGCUCAUACUACUGCCGACGAAAAUAUUAUAUUCAACCAUCAAGAUUAUGCAACAACAAAUAAUACCGAUCCUGUUCCUGCAUAUACCAAUGAUUUAAGUCAUGGAAAUAUACAAAUGUUAAGCAAAAUUGAAGAACGAUUAAGACUGAAUAUUCUACGUUUACUUAUUAAUUUAAAAAAUAAUAAUGCAACGGAAACAUGUAUUGAAAUAUGUUCCAGAGAUCUUAUUAAUGUUUUAAAUGAGUACAAGGAUUUAGAUUAUGUUUUUAAUAAAAAGAAACAAAGGCAAAUUCUCCGUAUUCAUCAAGUUCAAUAUAUCCCUUUUAAAGAAUCUCUUAUCAAUCUUCUCAAGAAACCUGAAGUUUAUGAAUCAUUAGAUUGUCGAAGUCGAUCAAGAAUUAUGACUGAUUUGUCUACAGGAUCAUUUUGUGAACAACACAACUUAUUCAAGAUACCUGAUAGUUUAAAAAUAAUUUUGUUUUACGAUGAUCUUGGUAUCAACAAUCCUCUUGGUUCUCGAGCAAAGUCGGUCGGAAUGUUUUAUUGGACAUUAGCUAAUUUACCUAGGUGA
Molecule: messenger RNA, 1805 nt
Organism: Rotaria sp. Silwood2
Lineage: Eukaryota; Metazoa; Rotifera; Eurotatoria; Philodinida; Philodinidae
Source: the annotation of a GenBank genome assembly